Thermochaetoides thermophila DSM 1495 is the source of this 642-nucleotide messenger RNA. RefSeq lists its product as uncharacterized. Gene Ontology annotation, molecular function: phosphatase activity. The transcript has 3 exons. Bases 1 to 642 code for a protein of 213 amino acids. Lineage: Eukaryota; Fungi; Ascomycota; Sordariomycetes; Sordariales; Chaetomiaceae. The record is from RefSeq and is a predicted model, not a curated record. Gene Ontology annotation, cellular component: cytoplasm.
AUGGCCCCAACGGUGAUCCUCGUCCGCCACGCUCAGGGCCUCCAUGACCCCGAACUGACCGAACUCGGCCGGGAUCAAUGCCGGCAAGUUCGCGACAAACUUGUCCCCCGCAUCCCAAAAGACUUUGACGUCGGCCUAAUCAUCGUCAGCCCCAUGAAGCGCACAAUCCAGACAGCUUUGCUCAUGUUCGGGGAGCUCAUCGAGAGAGGCGUCCCCAUCAUGGCUCAUGCCGGAUGGCAAGAAAACGGCGUCCAACCCUGCGACAUUGGGUCUUCUAUCGACGAGCUCAAGGCCAUGUUCCCGCAGGUCGAUUUCUCGCAGGUUGAUCCUGUCUUCCCGGAUAAAUCUUCGCCAGAAGCAGCGUUUUAUCAUGAAACGAAGUCAGCUAUCAUCAACCGAGGGCAGACUGUACUCAUAGAACUUCGUGAGCGGCCGGAGAAGGCUGUUAUUGUAGUUUCACACUCGGGGUUCCUCAGAUUGGGGUGUACGGGGCAUUGGUUCAUGAAUGCUGAUUGGAGGGUGUUUGAGUUUGAGGAGGGGGAGGAGGUUAAGUUGAGGCAAUGGGAGGAGACCAAGGCGGGAGGAAUGGGCUGGAGCUGGGAGGAGACGGUCCCGUUGGGGCAUGGGUUGCCGGAGCCUUGA